Tyto alba (common barn owl) is the source of this 3666-nucleotide messenger RNA. RefSeq names its product PDZ and LIM domain 4 (gene PDLIM4). NCBI's taxonomy places the organism in Eukaryota, Metazoa, Chordata, Aves, Strigiformes, Tytonidae. The coding region runs from base 108 to 1100 and encodes 330 amino acids. The transcript is spliced from 7 exons. Gene Ontology annotation, biological process: muscle structure development; heart development; actin cytoskeleton organization. Gene Ontology annotation, molecular function: muscle alpha-actinin binding; actin binding. Gene Ontology annotation, cellular component: adherens junction; stress fiber; filamentous actin. The record is from RefSeq and is a predicted model, not a curated record.
CCGGCCCGGCCCGGGCUUUAGGAGCCGCGGGCGGGGGCUCGCCCGGGGUUCGCGAGUGGGAGCCGGAGCCGCAGCCACCCGCGGGCAGGGAGCGCCCAACCGCCGCCAUGUCCCACUCGGUGGUCCUGCGUGGCCCCUCGCCGUGGGGUUUUCGUUUGGUGGGCGGGAAAGAUUUCAGCGCCCCGCUGACCAUCUCCAGGAUUAACCCUGGCAGUAAGGCAGCCAUGGCAAACCUCUGCCCAGGAGAUAUUAUCCUGGCAAUUAAUGGAGAGAGCACAGAGAACAUGACACACCUAGAAGCACAAAACAAGAUUAAAGCAUGCAUGGACCAGCUACUGCUCUCCGUGAACAGAGCUGAAGGGAAGACCUGGUCACCCCCUGUUCUGGAAGAUGGCAAGGCUCAAGCGUACCGGAUCAACAUAGAGCCAGAACCACAGGACAACGGGCCUGCCCAGAGCAGGAGGUCGAUGCCACCGGGGGGUGGUGGCAGCCCCAUGGACAACAAGCCGCUGCUGAACGUGCAGCAUCACCACCCGACCCGGCUCUACGCCAGCAGCGGCUCCGAGGCGGCUCUGCCGGGGCAGCUGAGCGGGCUCCACAUCGCUCCGGCCCCGGGCCUCGAUGCCUUGAAGUCUCUCCCACGGAACAGAAAUGGGAUUGAUGUGGAGUCGGAUGUCUACAAGAUGCUUCAGGAUUAUGAAAAGCCCGUUUCGGAGCCUAAGCAGUCCGGAUCCUUCCGAUACUUGCAGGGCAUGUUGGAGGCUGGUGAGAAUGGUGAAAAACUCGACAAACUGAGCAACCCCCGAAGCAUCAAGUCCCCGGUGUCAAAGCUCGGCGGUGCCAUGUCCGGGCUGCAGAUGCUCCCCGAGUGCACCCGCUGCGGGAACGGGAUCGUGGGCACAAUCGUCAAAGCUCGGGACAAGCUCUACCACCCCGAGUGCUUCAUGUGCGACGACUGCGGCCUCAACCUGAAGCAGAGAGGGUAUUUCUUCAUCGAAGAGCAGCUGUACUGCGAGACGCACGCGAAGGAGAGGGUUAAGCCCCCCGAGGGAUAUGACGUGGUGGCUGUUUAUCCAAACGCCAGAGUUGAACUUGUCUAAACCCGGGCUGUGCUCUGGAGAGGUCGGGCGGCCGCGCGCCCACCCACGUCCUCCCCGCCGGCUGCGCAAUGUGGCUGUAAUCAACCCCGAUUACCAAAGCCCAAGUUAAAAUGCCUUUUCCUAGAUAAAACCGUUUACACUUGGGAUCUCCGGGGGAUGGUGUUGAAAGCAUACGAACAGGUUUUUCCCUUCUUUUUGACACUCUGCUUUUUGGGUUGCUGCGUUGGGUUAUUAGUCUGUGCCGUAGCCUUAUCCAAGAUCUGUGUAAAUACUGAUUAAUUCUCUAAUCUGUUUCAUAUAAAACCAGUAUUCCUUCUUUUGCUGUCCUCUUCUGAAAAAGCAAGGAAGAUGUUUUAAAAGCUCAAAGCAAAUAAGGCACUUUAACAAAAGAAGCUGACUCCUAUAUCCUAACCUUCAUCUCCUGCCCUCCAGCUGCCCCAGUGAUUAAAAACUGACCCCCUUACGAGUCUGGGAUGUGUCACUGGUGGGUCGGGGUCCCCGGCUCAGCCCCAUCCCAGCAGAUGUGCUGAGGAAGGACAGUUUCUUUCGACAGUAUUUGCUGUGAAAUUUCCCAGAUCAGGGCGCUGCAGUUUGAGGCUGACACGGACCGAUCUGAGUUCCCCGAGAGAUCUCCACACUGAGUGUGCGACGAGGCUUUUUUCUUCCUUCUUUCACUCCUAAUUCAGUUGUUCUCUGUCACCUAAUUGCCCAAGCGCACCUUUAAAGGACGCUGAAAUAGCACAGAGCCCACCUCGGCCAUUCCCCCCUCCCGUGCUCCUGCCCCCCAGCUGUCCUUGCUUUGGCCAUUCUGACUCUUCCCCAGCUUUUUGCUAUAUUUUUGUAGUCUUUUAUUUCUAGAUCCCCAGACUGCUGCUAUCCCAGCAGGGAGGGGGUGAUGAAAUCCCUCCAGGCACUUGGGAAGUACCCACAGCAGCGGUGAGCCCCGAGUUCGGAUUUAUACCCGUAUCCCAAGGCUGUGCCUUCAGCCAGGUCCAUUGUCUGCUUUAUUUGGCAGGGACAAGUUUUUGAGGAUCUUGGGAUGUUGCUUUGUUGGAGAAAUGUUUUAUUCAUGUUAGUGUUUGGAGGAGAGAGAGAGUUUAGUCUCCCAGCUGCUGGAUGCCACUACACAUGGUGGUAGGAGCUGUGUGUUUGGUACCACAAGGUUACUUCUGCUUUGCAGCAGCCUCCUUCUUCCUCACUUGAGAGAGGGAGGGUGGGGGGGAGAAAAAGAAAUGUCUGUGUUCACUUCCCUUCUGUGGAAAAGGAAAGUAAAAGAUGGGGCCAAAGCACUCCUUCCCCUUCUGAGUCUCCAUAACAGGGGUCUGAGAAAUCUGGGACUGGAGGAGGGUUGAGAGCUGACCAUACAAUUUCUUCCUACAGGCUCUGCACCCCAGAAGGGAGUAAGGAUUUUAGGGUGUUACUGGGCUACAUCUAGACCUCUUCAUGCCUUACAGGGCUUGAAGCUGCUCCUGCCCUGUGCCCAGCAGCCUCCCAGCAUGGAGCAUAUGUGCCCAAGCGUGCAUCUUGGCUGGCUCCCACCUUGGAGCUGCAGGGAUGCUGGCCGUGCGUGUUCUUGCUGGCAGCAGAACAUCCUCCUCCCCUUCCUUCUGCCAUCAGGAUUUUUAAUUAUUUAAAGUACAAGAAACACAUGGAUGUUUUUAUCACGGCGCUGAGCCUCGUUUUUUCUUGUAUUUGCAUCACCUUGCUCGGUAGGUUGGGCCAUCUGAAGGGAAAUACUUGGGACAACUGUAAAUGAGGAGGAGGCUAACAAUAAUCAGGUGGGAAGCGUUGCUGCCCCUGUUUGCAGGCCUCUGCUUGGAGCUCGUUAGUCUGCCAUUAUCAGAUAUAUUUGUUCUGAAUUCCUCCAUUAACCUCGUGCGUUGCUGAGGCAAGCUCUGGUGCCAGUAGCUUGAAAAUUCAGGUGUCACCCAAACCCAGGACUAAAUCCAGCUCAGCUGAGCAAUGGAAAACUCACAACACGAGUGGCGUGGGGGGGUUUUCUGAUUUCCCACAGCAGACGGUCGCAGCCGCCACUCCCUGCAGCUCCUGUCCCCCAUCUUGUCCCCCCACGUCGACUCCGUCGGUUAUGUCCUGCAGGGAUGCCAGCUGUCUGGCAGCCCUGGCACAAGGGACACCUGAGAAAUUCAUAAAUUGUUUCAUUUCCCUCAUUUUGAAUACCUAACUGAGCGGGCUGCUGGUGGGGCAUCCUUGGUCUCACCCGGCUGCUGCACCAGUACAGCACUGGGACCGCUGGGCAUGGGACUUCUCUUUUAAUUUGAAACAAAGUUCCCACAAAUCAAUUUUUCCGUGCGGUUGUCUCAUGAUACCCUUUCUUAGGAACAACCGACUCAUUUGAUUCCCCUGUGGAGCUUGGAGCUGGAGCCGCCCUUGCAACCCCCUCGCGGGGCACGUUGAUUCCCGGCUUCGGGCCACCUCGUUCACGUUAGGGGGUUUGUAGGAGCUGCGGCAAGCGAGCAUCCCGUGUCGCCAGGUAACACUAUUUAACUCUGCAAAACGUGGGGAAGGGCGCCGUUUGUAUGAAAUACAAAAUAAAAUUGUAUUGUCA